AUGAUAAUGGAGGAAAUACUAUUCGAUCCAUCGAAGAGAUUCUCAUCCGAAUCCCUACCUGCGUUUAUAGAACAUUUAGAUAGACAAAUGGCGGAUGAUAACCUAUAUAGCUUGGAUAACAACAUAGCCAUACUCAAACUAUUCUUACUCUAUCCCAAGUGUAAUGACGUGUCUGUUUGCGAAAAAAUUUUGAUCAAGGCCCUAACCAGGAUUCCCCAACCCGACUUUGAUGUGUGUUUAUUUCAAUUACCUCUCUCAGUCAAACGAGAUCCUUCGAUAUCUAGUAUUGUCAAUUUGUACAAUUUGUUGCAAGAUUGCAAGUUUAAUGAUUUCUGGGCGGCACUGAAGAAGACAAAUUUUGCAAUGAACAAGGGCGUUAUAACAGGAGCCAGGAAUUUUGCCUUGGAGGUCAUAUCGCUAGCAUAUCACAAAAUAUCAAUCGCAGAUUUUAUCAUACUACUCGAUUUGGAAAAUGAAAAAGUUGCAGAAAAGCUAGCUAUUGAACAGAAUUGGCAAGUUGCAAACAAAUUCAUCCAAAUCAAUUCAAAUCUUGAUACCAAAGGUAGCAAGUCUAGCCAAAUUGAUAAGCAUAUGAGACCAGAAUCUAUAAAGCACUGUUUGACACUGUUGGAUAGCAUAGGCAAGAUACCUGGGAUCAGGAAAUAA
Molecule: messenger RNA, 666 nt
Organism: Babesia microti strain RI
Lineage: Eukaryota; Apicomplexa; Aconoidasida; Piroplasmida; Babesiidae
Product: Eukaryotic translation initiation factor 3 subunit K
Exons: 1
Coding region: 1-666 (221 amino acids)
Biological process (GO): regulation of translational initiation
Cellular component (GO): eukaryotic translation initiation factor 3 complex; cytoplasm
Molecular function (GO): translation initiation factor activity; ribosome binding
Source: RefSeq, a predicted model, not a curated record